Messenger RNA from Nerophis lumbriciformis (worm pipefish), 1308 nucleotides. NCBI's taxonomy places the organism in Eukaryota, Metazoa, Chordata, Actinopteri, Syngnathiformes, Syngnathidae. The record is from RefSeq and is a predicted model, not a curated record.
AUGGAGAGAACAUGCAAACUCCUCACUGAAGGGCCAUACUCCGUGAUUGAACCUUUGAUCUCAGAACUGGAGGCGAAAUAUGUUGUGCGCUAUAAAUGUAGUCAGCCUGGCCCUAUACAGGAUGUAUUGAGGCAAAGACCGGGCUGGAUUGAAGUAAAAGAUGAUGGUGAAUGGGACUUCCACUGGUGUGGUGUGGGUUGGCUUAAAGAGAAUUUGUACAUGGAGGAACAUGUAAGAGUCAACCAUUUUCGUAACCAUUACGAGUUAACACGUAAAGAUUUCAUGCUGAAAAAUUUGAAAAGAUUCAAAAAGAAUCUUGAAAGGGAGGCCAACUGCAUGGAAAGCUCCAAAUGUGAUUUCUUCCCCUGCACCUUCGCAUUGCCUAAUGAGUAUCAUCUCUUUGUGGAAGAAUUUAAAAGAAAUCCUGGCAGCACCUGGAUCAUGAAGCCGGCAGCAAAAUCUCAAGGGGCAGGUAUCUUCCUUUUUAAAAAACUGAAAGACAUUAUGGAAUGGAGGAAGCAUGAUGGCACCCGCUCUGACGAGCAGAAAGAUGUAACUCAGGUGGAAAGUUACGUGGCACAACGCUAUAUUGAGAACCCAUACCUACUUGGUGGGAGGAAGUUUGAUCUGCGGGUCUACGUGAUGGUCACAUCAUAUUUUCCCUUGAAGGCAUGGCUAUAUCGAGAGGGGUUUGCUCGCCUCUCCAGCACACGUUUCUCUCUCAAUAGCAUUGAUGAUAAGUAUGUGCAUCUCACUAAUGUAGCUGUUCAAAAAACUGCACCUGACUAUGAUCCUGAAAAAGGAUGUAAAUGGAAGAUACAGAAGCUCCGUAGGUACCUGACUGCUAAGCAUGGAAGACAGGUGGUUGAAACUCUUUUCAAAGAUAUGGAUAACAUCUUCAUCAGCAGCCUGCAGAGUGUGCAGAAGAUCAUUAUAAAUGACAAACACUGCUUUGAGCUAUAUGGCUAUGACAUUAUGUUGGAUGAGAACCUCAAACCGUGGUUAAUUGAAGUAAAUGCCUCUCCAUCGCUUGCACCUAGUAGCCAAGAGGAUUAUGAUAUGAAGUACAGUUUACUGGAAGACACUGUGAAUAUUGUGGAUAUGGAGGGAAGGUUGACUGGUAAGGAGAAGAGAGUGGGUGGGUAUGAUCUCGUGUGGAAUGAUGGACCGGUCUAUAGUGAGGAGGUUGAUCCAGAAAUAUUUGGCUGUUCAUGUUUAAAAGCUAACACAUAUUUGGGUUGUGCAAAUGACAGGGAACGCCAGCUAAAUUCCCUUCUGAAAACAUUUCCUGGCCAGAAAAAGACAUAA